ACUGAGAGAGGUCGUGUGAGGUCGUGGUGUAUUGUGCAGUGGUCGUGGAGGUCGUAGGAUGUAAGGUCGUUUAUGUAUCAAGCUUAAAAUGUGGAGGUUCUUAGGUUGAAGUGUCAUCGGUGUUCAAUUGAUGUUCUAAGCAUAAAAAGACGUUGAUGUAAGUUUGAAGUCGUGGAUGUUUUAAGCGUCAAGAGUCGUGAGUGUUGUGAGCUUCAGUAACAUCGCUGCCAUGUUGCUGAGGGCUAACACAGCGUCCAGAGUGUGUUGCGUCAUUAUGUUCGUCCUGUUGAUGCUCCUCUGUUUGGAUGGCGUGGCCGCGAAUGGAACAGAGACAUGCGAGACAAACUUGGACUGCUGCCGCCACCUGCCCGGGUCUGCCGAGUUCAAGAAGUGCUGUAGUGAAGGUUGCUGCCCGGACUGUGACGCGGUGACCUACGUGGCGGCCAUGAAGUCCUACGCCAUGAUGGAGGGCUGCGAGGCGUCCUAUGAAUGCUGCGUGUACAAGGUUCAGUCCGAUGAGUGGCGGCGCUGCUGCUCCAAACACAUCUGCUGCAUGCUGUGUCACGACGUCUCGAAAGGCUGCUGCUACAGUGGACGCAUGUACAAGUUCGGCAGCGUGGUGGAGGAUCUGACGGUGGUGAACACGAACUUGGUAUGUGGCGCAAGGAUGUCAGCCGAUCCCCCUUACUUCGCGGCCGCCGUGGUGCCCGUCCUCAUCCCUCACCAAUCCACGGGCUUCGAGAAGUGCGGAGACCAGGAGAAGACUUACUGCGUGGAGGAGCGCGGGGUGAUCCACGUGAACGGCUCGGAGUGGUUCAGGGACACGUGCCGGCUGUGUCGCUGCGAGGAGGGGCUGGUCACCUGCCACCCCGUCAAGCCUCCCUGCCCGCCCGCCCCCCACCCGCUGUGUGUGUCCGUCCCGAGUGACGACCCCGAGGACUGCUGCAACGCCUGGGACUGCUCGAGGCUGGAGACCAUGUGUCACGACGCCUACGGACAGGUGCGGGAGGAGGGCGAGCAGUGGAGUGGGCGCAACGACCCCUGCCUGCUGUAUAUGUGCAAACCCGGCGGCAUGGUGCUGAGCGCGCGCCGGAGCUGCCCGCCGCCCCGCCGCUACGUGCCCCCAGGUUGCGAGGAGAAGAAGCGUCCGGAUGAGUGCUGCUCUGUGCUGUCCUGCCCGGAGUGCACGGGAGAAAACGGUGUAAGCUACUCUGCUGGGGACACUUGGGCAGACCCCGCGGACCCGUGCUACACCAUGCAGUGCCUGGCGGGCGGCGCCGUGAACAGGGUGAGGAAGCAGUGCCCCGUCGCCCGCCGCCCCUCAAAGGACAACUGUGUACUCACCCACCAAGACUGCUGUCCAACCUGGGUCUGCGGAGGGUGUGUUGACAGGUACGGGAAGCUACACGCACUGGGCUCGACGUGGACUGACCCUGGCAACCCCUGCAUCACCUACCAGUGCAGCGACAGGGGUACGCGGUUGGUCCAGAAGGAUGACUGUAAGCCCCUCGGCCUAAAACCUGAACACAAUUGCCAGAGGAUAAAAAAGGACUGCUGUUACGUGUGGAACUGCGUAGGAGACAAAACUCACUGCGUGGAUGACCAGGGGGUGGAGCGGAGGGUCGGGGAGGAGUGGUACAACCCUGACAAUCUGUGUAUCCAGUGUCGCUGCACGGAGGACCUGACCAUCGUGAAGGCCAUCAGGGACUGUGCUCGGCCGGUGCCCAAACCCAGCCCGGACUGCAUCAUGGAGGUGACGUCUUGCUGUCCCUUCUGGAGCUGCCCGUGUGUGGACGCAUUAGGGGUGGAGCGAGCAGUGGGGGACGUGUGGAAGCACCCAACCAACGAAUGUGUCUCGCUGGAGUGCACGAGGGACGGAGUGCGACAAACACCAGUGGCUUGCCCGCAGAUGUCUCUUCGCCCGAACCCCCGCUGCGUGAUGCAUUUCGACGGCUGCUGCCCGGCCUGGAACUGCCCGGCAGCGUGUCCAGACCCGUUCAGCUUCAACCGAAACUGCUUCCAGUACUUCGACCAGUGUUACUCAGACCACAACUGCCGCGCGGGGGAGAGGUGUUGCCUGGUGGCCGGCUGUGGCAGGGAGUGCAUGGCGUCCAAGGUUGGCCAGUGUCCGGUCAUCAGGUUCAUCGUGGCCCCGCAGUGUGACUAUGAGGACAAAAUCGACGCCUGCCAGACGGACCAGCAGUGCCCGGGGACCCAAAAGUGCUGCUUCGUGGUCUGCAACAAACAGUGUGUGGACCCAAUCUAGAACAGAGAAGUGAGCCACGCAGUCAUGCACUUGUCGACGGCUGAUGUGGACGUUCAAUAUUUUUUUACUUCUCUGUUCAUGAAUAAAACAUUGAAAUAGA
Eriocheir sinensis (Chinese mitten crab) is the source of this 2366-nucleotide messenger RNA. RefSeq names its product kielin/chordin-like protein. Gene Ontology annotation, molecular function: peptidase inhibitor activity; protein binding. Bases 230 to 2266 code for a protein of 678 amino acids. Gene Ontology annotation, cellular component: extracellular region. The transcript is spliced from 13 exons. The record is from RefSeq and is a predicted model, not a curated record. NCBI's taxonomy places the organism in Eukaryota, Metazoa, Arthropoda, Malacostraca, Decapoda, Varunidae.